GGGAUUGUGCGUCUUAAUAACGGCAGGGGGACAUUUCUCCAUUUUGCAGCGACUCGGACACAAAUCUGGGAUUUUAUUACUUCUCAAAGCGCGAGCUGCAGUCCUGACAAACAGCUGCUGAACUUUGUUUUCCUUUUUUUUAUUCUUUUCUUUUUUUUUCUUUUGGUGCUGAGAAAAAACAGAGUGGUGAGGACCAGCAGCGGAGAGCUUUGAACAAAGAGGCUCGUGGGUCUUUGUUCUUUCUUUUCUUUUUUCUUUUCUUUUUUUCUCUCUCUUGGAUCGAUUGGAUUUCCUUUGUUCCAGAGAACAGCGGCACCAUGGGAGCGCAGCUGGCCAAGACCGCCUCGAGCGCAGAGACAGCCGGAGAGAGCAACAAGACAAACGGACAGCAGGAGAACGGCCACGUCAAAGUUAACGGCGACACUGCUCCUGCAGCAGCUGAGGAGAACAAGGAGGAGGUGCAGGCCAACAAGGAGGAGGUGCAUGCCAACGGCAGCGCCGCCACCGAGCAGAGCCCCGAGAAGGAGGCGGAGCCAGCUGAGGCUGCGCCUGUAGAGGAGGGAGCUGCAGAUGCUGCGACUCCUGCUCCUGCUGAGGGAGAAGCUGCAGCCAAGGCUGAGGAUGGUGCCGCCCCCUCCACCAGCAACGACACCCCCAAGAAGAAGAAAAAGAAGUUCUCCUUCAAGAAGUCCUUCAAGCUCAGCGGCUUUUCUUUCAGGAAGAGCAAAAAGGAGACUUGUGAGAAAGCUGAGAGCGAGGCGGAGCCAGCAGCUCCUGAGGAGCAGGAGGAGCAGCCUGCUGCUGCAGCAGCUGAGGAGGCCACGGCCCCUGAAGGUGAGGUGCAGACCACUGAGGAGAAGCCCACUGAGGAGAAGCCCACUGAGGAGAAGCCCACUGAGGGUCAGCAGGCCAAGGAGGAGGUAGAGCAGCAGCCGGAGGAGGCGGAGCCAGAGAAACCUGCAGAGGAGUCAAAACCUGCUGAGCCUGCAGCCGAGGAGGCGCCCCAAACAGAGGAGGCCUCGCAGGAAACUGCAGAGGCUGCAGCCGCAGACCCCGCCCCCACAUCAGACCCCGCCUCCGAGGCUACAGAAUAAGAUCCAAACCAACAAAACCUGUUCCUGAUGGUACAUCGAAGCGACAUCAUACGCUGGCUUUGAAAAACAACAUAUGUGAGCCAUCAUAUCAAAAUGAGGAUUAAUUAAUUUGGUCAAAAUGACCUAAUUACAUUUUUAGAUUCUUGWCUUUAAAAGCUACAUUUUGA
This is a messenger RNA of Austrofundulus limnaeus, 1261 nucleotides long. RefSeq names its product myristoylated alanine-rich C-kinase substrate. The record is from RefSeq and is a predicted model, not a curated record. Gene Ontology annotation, molecular function: calmodulin binding; actin filament binding. Gene Ontology annotation, biological process: central nervous system development; actin filament organization. Lineage: Eukaryota; Metazoa; Chordata; Actinopteri; Cyprinodontiformes; Rivulidae. Gene Ontology annotation, cellular component: actin filament bundle; cytoplasm; plasma membrane.